This is a messenger RNA of Cygnus olor (mute swan), 3868 nucleotides long. RefSeq names its product interleukin-7-like. Gene Ontology annotation, biological process: immune response. The coding region runs from base 2322 to 2867 and encodes 181 amino acids. Gene Ontology annotation, molecular function: interleukin-7 receptor binding; growth factor activity. Gene Ontology annotation, cellular component: extracellular region. The transcript is spliced from 5 exons. The record is from RefSeq and is a predicted model, not a curated record. NCBI's taxonomy places the organism in Eukaryota, Metazoa, Chordata, Aves, Anseriformes, Anatidae.
GCACAGCUCACGCCACUUAUUCCUCAUUUUGACUAAAGGAAAAGUCCCACAUCCAUUCAGCACACCACGGAUUCUUCAUCUUACAAAACGGCAAGACAAGACCCUGCCACUACCAAAGAAAACAGCAGAACUGCUAUUACACUCCGGCAUUACCAUUCAGAGUCAUGAUCCUAUUAAUAUGUAAAGCUACUAUGCUGCCUUUUCCCAUGAAUCACAACGAGCAUUGUUUUGAAUUUAAAUUGAAACAAUUAUCGGUCCUUCUGAUGUUUCAGGUAGCCAGUAAACUAGCAUAUCCAAACCAGCUAAAGAAGUCUUCCCGUGUGUUUUACACCCUGACAAUUUACUAACACCUGCAUAAAAUACCUCGUGUCACAUAUGAGCACACGUGUACAAUCAUAAGAAAUUAGGAGGAUGUGCCUGGAAUAAAGUUGAUCUUGUGGAUAUAUUUUUGUAUGUAUGGAGCUUUAUCCUGAAGCUUUUUCAAAACCUUUUAGUUUGUAAGUACCAGACCACGAAAAUAGCUAGGCAUAAAUAUACAUUGUACAGCAGCAAAUUUAAAUGUGCCUGGAGGCACGUUUGCAGACAACACUUGGCGGAAGAAGACUUAAUAAAUAAUAAUGAAAAGAGUGACAACUUAGGAAACGUUUAAGAAUGAGAUGACGUAUCUAUUAGUGGGGCAAAAUCCUUGACCAAAUUCAAGAUCUGACCCAUCUGUCAAAUACAGCCUGCCAUGCAUUAAGGGAACAAGGAAAGCCAGGUGCAUGCUCUCUGUAUGGAGCUAUGUUGGUACUCAUCACCACCAUCCCCUGCCCAAACAGUAUGCUAGUGGCAUGAAAUUGUUACCAAAGUCAACUCGCUCAAAGCUGAAGGGGUGGAAAACAUCCUCACUCUUGAAUCUUGUCAUAAUACUUAUAACAAAGGACUAAAACGUUUUCCACAGAAAACCUAAUGAGAAAUAUGCACCCCAUCCAAAGCAGAGUGCAGUCUGGAGACAAGCACCCUGAAAGUAAAAAUUGCUAAGUACUGCCAAGGCACUUGCACAUGAAUGAAGUGGCACAAUUCCAGUGAGCAAGAAUGGGUGGAAAACAUCCUGAGAAGUCUACGCCUUUGCCAAGUCCAUGAAUUUAUUCCUUGAUACUCAUGCCCCACUCUUAGGUAAGCAGCCUUACAAGAAGACAGAGGGGUUUUGGAGUCAGCCUUUUGUGCUGGUGCAGCUGAAAAUGGGACAGAGAUCUCAAAACACAAAAAGUAUGUUGGUGGGAGGCAGUGGGGAGGGGAUGCUACAAAGACAUUUCAUACCCUAUUUUAUUCCAAGCCUUUUCACUUGCAGCAAAACAUCAAUUUUUGCAUUUAUAGGGAGAUAUCUAGCUAGGGAGAUAUCUAGCUACAACAAUGUCUGUUAGAAUUUGAGCUGAGUCUACACUACAACACCUUCCCGAGCCAUUCACCAGUUUCAGUCAAUCCUUCCAGAUUUCUCACGAUGCUGGGGAAAAUACAAAGCCCCAAGAAAACCAACCACCUUGCUCUCCCGAGCUGACGCCGGGCACCCUGGGGUGAGCCGGCACCUGAUGGGGAGCCCCUUGGCAGUCCCUCCUCCCCGACCAACCCAGGCACCAAGCUCUCGGGAGAACGCUGGCCACCCAAGUCCUUCCACAGAGCCACUCCAGAAUCCUUUUUUUUUUCCUUCCCUCCUUUUUUUUUUUUUUAUUUUUUUUUUUUUUUUUUUUUUUACGGAUUUCCUCCCCGCGGAUGAGCGGCUCUUUCCACGCGCACUGCCAAGGUCCAUCCUUCCGUCCCUGGCCGCGCACCCGGCACUGGGCGUGUAACCGGGGCCCUAUGUAACCCCCCGCCGGCUCUGCCCCGCCGCAGCCGCCGCCCUCGGGGAGCCCCGACGGCCUCUCCCCGCUCCUCGGGUUCCUUCUCCUGCCGGCCCGGGACCUGCCGCCGGCCUCCCCCGGGAUGCCUCCUCCCCUGGCGGCCGGCCAGCCGCCCGCACCCUGCUCUCCGCGCUGAGGCCGCGGAGCCCUGCGCCGCCCGCGGAGAGCCCGACGGCAGCUCCGGGAGCAGAAAGCGAAAGUACCUGCGGCCGGCGGAAGCCCCAUGGGAACAGCAAAGCCCGGCCGAGCCGCAGCCGGGUCUGACAGCGCCGCGCCCCCCGACGGCAACCGCCCGGGGUGCUGAGCACCCCCCUCUUCUCCCGCUCCCCCCCGUCGCGGCUCCGCUCGCCCCCAGGCUCGCCCCCUGGCACCAUGGGCGAGACGGCGCCGCCACCAUGACCGCCGAGCCGCCGCCGCUGCUCCCUGCCACCCCCCCGGCGGACCAUGUCCCAUGCCUUUUUUAGAUCUAUCUUUCGGGUUCUGCCACUACUUCUUGUUCUGUCACCAGUGAAUUCAUCUAGUUGUACAAUGGGAAAUAAAACAGCUGAGAUCCGUGUGAAGUAUGAGAAUAUACUAAGCCACGACAUCGAUGAGCUGGUAAAUAUGUCAGCAGAGUAUCGUGACAGGUGCUGCAAGAAUAAAAAACAUGAACAUAGCAAGGUGUUCUUCUGCAAUGAUACUCAGGAAAUAGAAUCACUACAGAGUAUGGCAUGCAACAUGCUCAAAUUCUUUAAUAAGCAAAAAAUCAGCAAAGAAUUUAGAUGGAAAGCAGCAUUAGUCUCAUGUGGGACGUUACAAGUUCUACAGUGCAAAUGUGAAAGACAUAAAAAAGAAAAGGUUUGCACGCAGAUAAACACACAUAAUAAUGAAGAUAGAGAAACAGGUGAACAGUCAAAAAAGAAAUGUAACCACGAAUUUUGUGAACUGAAAGAGAAUAUAUCUAGCCUUCGAUCCUGCUGGAAUAAAUUUGAAAAAAUAAUUUCCAGGUGAUUCCAGAUGAAUCCUGCUCUUUUCUUUCAAAGUGGCAUUACUUGGUAUCUUUGCAUUUCAUAUGCAUCCUAUGAGUAACUCUGUUUGCUUACAUGAAUACCGGAAUUCGGAUGUAAAGCUACCGUAUUUUGAUCCUGGAGAUGGAAUAAAUAGAAACAGCUAAACCAAGCUGCUAAAGUCCGAGAAGGGGAAAUAGAGACCAGUGUUUGAAACAAAAAAACUCCGGAGAAGGUUGUGUCCCACCUUCGUGCUCUGGAAAGUACUUUGAAUUUUCUGAUCUUCUGAGUGACUUUGUAAUACCUUCAUAUGAAAGCAAUCCACUUAGAUGUCUACUGCAAUUUAUAAAAAAAUCUUAGAAGCUGCAGGCCAAAAAAAAAAAAAAAAUCAGUAUGGAAGAGCAGCUGAUUUCUUUCUACCUAUAGAAAACACAUCAAGGACCAAAAUGAACAAUUUACCAAACAAGCAGCAGCUCUUGAGUUUGUUCUGCUAAUGCAAUAAUGUUUUCAGUGUGAGCAUCUAAUGGGUUCACAAAUUGAUUUAGGUUUGAAAAAUGGGAAAAAGGUAAACUGUUUUAAAAACCUUGGAAGGGUAGUGAUUUUUGAGAGAUUUAGCACAGUUCUGCUGGCUGAAGCAGAGGCAAGACAGCGAGGCAUACGGAAGGCGAGAAAUGGGAUGCCUGAAUGUAAGUUUGCUCAGCUGACUGGAAACAGCAAUAGCGUUAUGCAUUUGGUUAUUGGAGUCAGCUGACAGAGGACCUAGAAUUUCUUACCUUUGGAUUGUGAUUUCUUAUAUGCAAUUAUUUUAUAUAACGUGUUUAACGUGUUAGAAAAACGUGACUCAAAAUGUGUGAAUACUUUCAGAGAAUAAUAUAUUGGCAUUUAACUAAUAAAGUGUUCAUAUUUAAUUUUGGAUAAAUAGAGGUAUUUUUAUAGAUGUUUAUAACUCUUUUGCAGUUUCUUACAUUGAUAUAACUCCUUUGAUAAUAAAAUAUUUGUCUUCUA